UCCAAGCUUAGUUUAUGGCCCCAUAUAUAAAUGAUCUCAGGGUGAAAAAAGAGAUUUUGAUACAAGGGUUGCGAUGGAAGUCCAAAAAGCUACCUUAGCUAUGAAAAUUGAGAUGACCGAAAAGAUAUCUGAAGCAAAAAUAGAGAUGGAAGAGAUGGAUAAGAAGUUUUUAGAAGCGAAAGAGGAAGCAAAAGAGGAUAAGGAAGCGAUGGAGAGAAAAUUAUCGGAAGCAAAAAGGGAUAUGGAAGAAAUUAUAGCUGAUAAAGUGAAGAAAGGAAUACAAGCAUAUAUAGAGUCUUUGGGUAUUAAUCUUGAUGCAAAUUUAAAAUCAAAGCAGGUUCUGAUAACUCACUUGAAGAUUGUCAACAAUCAUUAUCACAUGUUCCAGUUGUUCAAACAAAAAAGGUUCCUGAUAACUCAUUCGAUGAUUGUCAACAAUCAUUAUCACCUGUUCCAGUUGUUCACACAAAAAAGGCUAACAUGAUCAAGAAGAUUGGAACUAGUGUAGUUGGAAAAAAUAAAAAGAAGUGGAAUUUUUAAGGAAACUGAGGUCAAGAAUCAACUUCAAAAUGCUCGACUUUUGGAUUGAUCAUAAAGCUUUAUUGCAGAUUUUAUUAGUGACUUUAAUUCCAUUUUAAUUAGGACUUAAUUAGUUGAUUUUUUCAAAAUUAUUGUAAUUAGUUAGAUCUCAUUUUUA
Messenger RNA from Solanum tuberosum (potato), 697 nucleotides. RefSeq lists its product as uncharacterized. The record is from RefSeq and is a predicted model, not a curated record. The coding region runs from base 74 to 484 and encodes 136 amino acids. Lineage: Eukaryota; Viridiplantae; Streptophyta; Magnoliopsida; Solanales; Solanaceae. The transcript is spliced from 5 exons.